Messenger RNA from Owenia fusiformis, 1000 nucleotides. Lineage: Eukaryota; Metazoa; Annelida; Polychaeta; Sabellida; Oweniidae. The record is from the annotation of a GenBank genome assembly.
AGUGGUUUGAGCAAAAUAUAAGGAGUAUCAUCAGAAACUUUUGACAAACAAAGUAUGGCAGAUUCUAACUGGAGAUACGUGACAUCUGCAAUCGACAAACUAACAUCGAUUAUGGAUAACUUUUUGAUGAACUGAACACUUUGAAAGGACGGUUCGAAAAUCUUCAAACAUUUGUGCCUCAUUCCACAAAAGUUAUGACUUGUUGGCAUUGCAAACGAACAGGACAUCGGAAAGCCUUUUGUAACUUAUACAAGGCAACACAUCACUUCUGCUCAAGAUGUAAUUUGACUGGACACCGUGAUAAAGACCACCCAACUACACCAGCUCCUACACCAGCUAAGCCAAAGGUGAAUUCUGUUUUUGUCCAAGCAAAUAUAAAACCUGUGAAGUGCCAUAAUAAGUAUGCUCAAGCUGCAACCGUUGACAUGGAUAUAUACACCAGAGUGAUGGCAGACUACAAAAGAAUCGAAAGUGAACUUUUCGGCCAGAAACAUGGAAAUGACAUUUACAGAGCAAAAAUCCAAACUCUACAGAGUGAAACAGCAGACCUCAAAUCGCGGAUCAAAUCCCAGAAGAAACAGAUCGUCUCAUUAGAGAAGGAAUUACACACAUCGCAGGCUGAAAUCAAUGCACUUUCAUCUCAGAAAAGUGAAUACUCCAAGCUGAUACAAAAACGAAAUGCUGAAUUAAAGGAGAAUAUCUCAAAGUCUGUGCCAAGUACAAUGAUUAUACCAGAUUAUGAGCACACAAGCCAUUCUAUUGAUUUUUGGAAACUGGGAUUCAAUAUUAUUGGGAUGGGUUCAAAUCCCAACAGUGCUAUUUCGAAUUCUAAACUGGAUCAGAUGGAUUUCAAUGUUAAAAUGGACAGGUGUUGAUUACCUGUUACCUCCAAUUGAUGACAAAUAUUUACAUACUGCAUCUACAUUUAUACUCAUUUGUGGUGAUUAGCCUUAAUGGUGUUUAUCAAAUAUUAGCCUAAAUGGUGUUUAUCAAAUAUUAG